AUGGCUCCCAAGGUCGGUAUCAACGGCUUCGGUCGUAUUGGACGUAUUGUCUUCCGUAACGCCAUCACCUCUGGUGACGUUGAGGUUGUUGCCGUCAACGACCCCUUCAUUGAGACUCACUAUGCUGCCUACAUGCUCCAGUACGACAGCACCCACGGCAAGUUCCAGGGUUCCAUCGAGACCUACGAGCAGGGUCUCAUUGUCAACGGCAAGAAGAUCCGCUUCUUCGCUGAGCGUGAUCCCGCUGCCAUCCCCUGGGGCCAGGAGGGUGCCGACUACGUUGUUGAGUCCACUGGUGUCUUCACCACCCAGGAGAAGGCCUCUGCUCACUUGAAGGGUGGUGCCAAGAAGGUCAUCAUCUCUGCUCCCUCUGCCGAUGCCCCCAUGUUCGUCAUGGGUGUCAACAACACCGAGUACAAGAAGGACAUCAACGUUCUCUCCAACGCCUCUUGCACCACCAACUGCCUUGCUCCCCUCGCCAAGGUCAUCAACGACAAGUUCGGUAUCGUUGAGGGUCUCAUGACCACCGUCCACUCCUACACCGCCACCCAGAAGGUCGUCGAUGCCCCCUCCAACAAGGACUGGAGAGGUGGUCGUACCGCUGCCCAGAACAUCAUCCCCAGCUCCACUGGUGCUGCCAAGGCUGUCGGCAAGGUCAUUCCUUCCCUCAACGGCAAGCUCACCGGUAUGGCCAUGCGUGUCCCCACCGCCAACGUCUCCGUUGUCGACUUGACCUGCCGUAUCGAGAAGGCUGCUUCCUACGACGAGAUCAAGCAGACCAUCAAGGCCGCCUCCGAGGGCGAGCUCAAGGGUGUUCUCGGCUACACUGAGGACGACGUCGUCUCCUCCGACCUGAACGGUGACAGCCACUCCUCCAUCUUCGAUGCCAAGGCCGGUAUCGCCCUCAACUCCAACUUCAUCAAGCUCGUCUCCUGGUACGACAACGAGUGGGGUUACUCCCGCCGUGUUGUUGACCUCAUUGCCUACAUUGCCAAGGUCGACAGCCAGUAG
Molecule: messenger RNA, 1011 nt
Organism: Aspergillus saccharolyticus JOP 1030-1
Lineage: Eukaryota; Fungi; Ascomycota; Eurotiomycetes; Eurotiales; Aspergillaceae
Gene: gpdA
Product: glyceraldehyde 3-phosphate dehydrogenase GpdA
Exons: 7
Coding region: 1-1011 (336 amino acids)
Biological process (GO): glucose metabolic process
Molecular function (GO): oxidoreductase activity, acting on the aldehyde or oxo group of donors, NAD or NADP as acceptor; NADP binding; NAD binding
Source: RefSeq, a predicted model, not a curated record